Messenger RNA from Heteronotia binoei (common prickly gecko), 1931 nucleotides. RefSeq names its product mitotic spindle organizing protein 1 (gene MZT1). The transcript is spliced from 3 exons. NCBI's taxonomy places the organism in Eukaryota, Metazoa, Chordata, Lepidosauria, Squamata, Gekkonidae. Gene Ontology annotation, cellular component: gamma-tubulin ring complex; spindle; interphase microtubule organizing center. Gene Ontology annotation, biological process: gamma-tubulin complex localization; microtubule nucleation by interphase microtubule organizing center; mitotic spindle assembly. The record is from RefSeq and is a predicted model, not a curated record. Bases 229 to 447 code for a protein of 72 amino acids.
GCCGCCGCCGUCUGCGCAAGCGCAUGUUGAGGGCGGGGCGGGUUGACGUGAAGCUCCUGAGGGAGGGGUUCGGUAGUUUUAGCUUAGUCAGUCCAAGGUCUUGUUGUAGUGCCGGAAGUGUUCAUAGAUACUACACUGGGAUGACAGUCUGAUGGCGGAAGAGGCGGGCUGGCUGGCUGGCUUUCCUUCCGGGGGAAUGGAGGUCGCCCUCCCUGAGGCUGGGCGGUCAUGGCGAAUCCUGCUGCCAGUUUGAACGCGGUGAGGGAGACGAUGGAGGUUCUGUUUGAAAUAUCCCGAAUACUAAACACUGGCCUCGAUAUGGAGACGCUCUCCAUUUGCGUCAGACUGUGCGAGCAAGGGAUAAACCCCGAGGCCCUGUCGGCAGUCAUUAAAGAGCUACGCAAGGCUACAGAAGCGCUGAAGGCAGCCGAAAACAUGACAAGCUGAUUCUGCCAAAGAACUUCGGACUCCAAUUGCAUUUGAAAUGAAUGGCUGACGCUGGAUAGGAAGAUCUGUUCGUUGCAAAUUUGGACGCUGUUAAUUGUGUGUGUUGAUCUCCAUACAUUUAUUCCCCCAAAUCUUCCCUAAAGAAGACGUAUGAAGGCAUACAAGGAAUUUUCAGAAUCCUUACGGACCAGCAGUCCUUCAAGCCUCUUUUUUUAUAUUAGAUACAGGCGUUUGUAAGUGUUGUAAUUAUGUUUAUGUAUUCUGUAUAGUAUUGUUAGUGGUGUUUCAGAUCUACGAAAAUGAACUGAUACAAUGUUCUGCUUUUGAAAACAUACUGGUUUUACUUGCCGUUAUUUUGGUUGAAGGAUUAGGUUAUUAAGAACUCUUUUUUUUCCCAGCAUAAAUAAAUAAAAUCCUUAGCAUGAAACAGAAAUUUUUGUACUGUAUAAACUUGAGUAGGGGUGGAAUUCUAGCAGGGGUUCCUUUGCAUAUUAGGCCACACACCCCUGAUGUAGCCAAUUCUCCCAAGAGCUUCCAAAAAGGAGCCUUGUAAGCUCUUGGAGGAUUGGCUACAUCAGGAGUGUGUGGCCUAAUAUGCAAAGGCGCUCCUGCUAGAAUUCCGCCCCUGAAUCUGAGAUCCUGAGGUCAGCAGUGCCAUCCUACACAGAAUUGCACCCUGCUAAACCCAUCAGUGUACUUGGGGGUGGUUAACUCUGUUUAAGAUUGCAAUGGAAAAUAGGGGUGUUUCAAGGGUUUUUUGGGGGUGGGUUGUCUCAUCAGUGCUUAAACUCUACAAAAGAACUGUAGAUUUAUGAAGGAGCUGGUCCUAGCGCAAAUGAGCUGUUUUUGGGGAGAAGUUUAGAAAAGUACAAUCAUCACUGUUUAUGUACAAUAUAUAUUGGAUAUACGCAGCAGAUGUUAUUUGCCCUGAUGUUGCUUGUUCUUGUCUGAAGCUGAAAUGCUGUUUUUGCUGCUGCUCAUUUUGAGAUUGAGGAUGGGGGGGGGGGGAGUUAAAUGCUUAAUUUUGUUCAGCUGAAAUCACUGAGAGGUCGACUAGUUUUGCACCCUGUGUUACUUUCAUGUGCUCUCUCUGUUUCAUUUCACACUGUACAAACAAUACCCUUUCCAAGGGACAAUCGUGUUCCAUUAUCUAGCUUCGCUGGGGAAGAGCAAAGGAUGUUUGUGAUUUAUAAGGAGGGGUUGUGAUCCUGCGGUUUCAUUGUAGAAUGUUCAUUUAAUGACAGCGGAAAUAUUGCACAUAGAUAAGUAGCAGAAAAUGUGUGAAAUGUUCUAGUUGUGAUCAUCCAAAGAUCAGUUUUUUAUAUGUUUAGUGAUAAAAAUAUGCUUCCUUUAAGCAUUAGUUGUGCCCCUUGUCUUUUUUCUGUCCUUGUUUCUCAUGUAUUGGCUUGAUCCUUGAACAGGGGAUCCUCACCAUUCCGUUCUUGAUAUUUGUAUUUAUGCAAUGAAUAAAGAGCAAAACAGUU